Messenger RNA from Melanaphis sacchari, 1758 nucleotides. Its product is annotated as alkylglycerol monooxygenase-like. Gene Ontology annotation, cellular component: endoplasmic reticulum. The record is from RefSeq and is a predicted model, not a curated record. Lineage: Eukaryota; Metazoa; Arthropoda; Insecta; Hemiptera; Aphididae. Bases 229 to 1545 code for a protein of 438 amino acids. Gene Ontology annotation, molecular function: iron ion binding; oxidoreductase activity. Gene Ontology annotation, biological process: lipid biosynthetic process. The transcript is spliced from 9 exons.
ACGGAUUCCUGCCAUUUAUUAAGCAUUUCAACUAUUCAACGUCCAUCUUCAGAAAUUUGUUCACGAUUGAUGUAGAUAGUUCCGAUAUUGUAACUGUUCUUUCUUCUAUUGAUAACAUUUUUGUAUCAAAGAUCAUUUCGAACGUGGUCACCAUCCCUGCAUAUAAUAUAAUUAAUAUACUAUUAAUUAUUAUCAUUAUUUGUUAUUGUAUCAAAGUAGUAAAACAAAAUGAUGAAUUUUGAAACUACCAAUACGACAAUUUUACUAUGGGACAUGUUCUACUUGGGUAAUCCUCACCGACAUAUGUACAAGGACAUCAAGCACUUACCACAUAUAUACGCGCAGGCUUGGCCAUAUUUCUUGACUUUAUUAGUGUUAGAAAAUGGAUUGCGGCUAUGGCAAAGAAAAGAAAUACUCAGACUUAACGACAGCAUUACCUCGAUGAGUCAUGCCAUCCUGCAAGAGUGUGCCAAAUUGUUUUAUAGAGGAUCAGAACAUUGUUUAUACUUUUGGAUUUAUUACAAUUAUAAAAUUUGUGAACUACCUUGGAAUUCUAUAGCUUUCUGGUAUUUUUCGGCGAUUAUGGUUGAUUUUUGUUAUUAUUGGAUGCAUAGAGCUAGUCAUGAAAUUCAUAUUUUUUGGGCUCAACAUCAAGUUCACCAUAGUUCUGAGGAAUUUAAUGUUACUGUUGGAAUAAGACAAUCGGUAUUUCAAAGUUUAGUGGGAAUUGUGUGCUAUGCUCCUUUGGCUUUAUUUGUUCCACCAGUCUUGUUAUUAGUGCAUCAACAGUUGAGUCUCUUGUACCAGAUAUGGAUCCAUACCGAAACAAUAACAACUAUUGGGCCAUUGGAUUAUGUUUUAAACACUCCGGCAUAUCACAGGGUGCAUCACGGAAGCAAUCUAUACUGUUUAGAUAAGAACUAUGGAGGCGUUUUAAUUAUAUGGGAUAGAAUAUUUGGAACGUUCCAAGACUUUUAUCCAGAUAAGCCUAUUACGUAUGGUUUAGUAUACCAGAAAAAUGCAUUUAACCCUUUAUCCUUACAAUUUUUUUACAAUUUAAAUUUAUACUAUAAAUGGAAUAGUAUGAAUGGUUGGAAGAACAAAUUAAGAUCGAUUAUCAAGGGUCCAAGUUGGGUACCAGGUUUGUCUUGGACAGGUCACGACGGAAGGCGCGCCAGUGUCACAGGACGUAGAAAAAAAUAUGAUGUGAAGAUAUCUUUUGCACUUAAGUCAUAUUUGCUAAUUCAUUUUAUUGCGGUAGUCAACGGAUAUUUUACAUUAACUACAAUUCCUCAUUCUGAAAUUAAUUUUACGUGCAUGACAAUUUCUACGUUUUAUAUUGUUUGGUCAUUGAUGAGCAUAGGCUUGAUGUUCGAAAAGUCCUCAUGGUCAAAAUGCGUUGAAUGCUCAAGAUGCUUAACCAUAUUCGUUCAUCUAAUAUAUUUGGAACCUCAACCAUUUUUGAAUGCAUUAACUAUCGUCGUUUAUCAAUUGUUAAUGGGUAUUUCGAUUGUUAUUUGGGCUAUAACAUGUUUAAUACGUUAAUAUUUUCUAACUUUGACUAAGACAAUGCAUUAUAUAUUUUUAUCUUUGUGACGUGUCAAAAAAAAAAAAAAAUCUUCACUAUAUAUACUAAUAUUAUGUACAGUCGCAGUCAAAAAUAACGCACGUAAAAGAAUAACAAUUGGAGAUCGUUUAAUUAAAACUCUAGCAUAUCAAUUUUAAACUUUAAUAUACGAACAAAAGGUUAAUUUUAUU